Cololabis saira (Pacific saury) is the source of this 3587-nucleotide messenger RNA. RefSeq names its product glutamate receptor, ionotropic, delta 1a (gene grid1a). The record is from RefSeq and is a predicted model, not a curated record. Bases 104 to 3151 code for a protein of 1015 amino acids. Gene Ontology annotation, molecular function: transmitter-gated monoatomic ion channel activity involved in regulation of postsynaptic membrane potential; glutamate-gated receptor activity. Gene Ontology annotation, cellular component: plasma membrane; postsynaptic membrane. Lineage: Eukaryota; Metazoa; Chordata; Actinopteri; Beloniformes; Belonidae. The transcript has 16 exons. Gene Ontology annotation, biological process: monoatomic ion transport; synaptic transmission, glutamatergic; modulation of chemical synaptic transmission.
UCUUUUUUUUUUUCCUUUUUCCCACCCCCCGGCGGGUGCUCCGUUUGGACCGUACAGGACAAACGAGCUGCGCUUGGAUGAGCCGUCUCACUGCAACGGCGAGAUGGAGUUGCUGCUGAUCUGCCUCUCCUUGUGGAUAUUGCACAGCAAUUCGGCCAAAGCGGACUCGAUCAUACAUAUCGGUGCCAUAUUCGAGGAAAAUGCUGUGAGAGAUGAUGAAAUAUUCCAACUUGCAAUCUCAGACCUCAGUCUGAACGAUGACAUUCUACAGAGCGAGAAAAUCACCCAUUCCGUGAAACUUAUCGAGCCCAACAACCCCUUUCAGGCUGUGCAGGAAGCAUGUGAGUUGAUGAACCAGGGGAUCCUCGCUCUGGUUACAUCCACCGGCUGUGCCGCCGCAAGUGCCCUGCAGUCUCUGACAGAUGCGAUGCACAUCCCCCACCUCUUCAUCCAAAGAAAAGGGGAUGGUGCACCCCGCACUGCCUGCCGGCUCAACCCCAGCCCAGACGGGGAAAGCUACACGUUGGCUGCCCGUCCACCUGUUCGAAUCAACGAUGUCCUGCUUACCCUUGUCUCAGAGCUGCACUGGCAGAAGUUCAUCAUCUUUUAUGAGAGCGACUACGAUAUCCGGGGUUUGCAAACGUUUAUGGACCAGGCUUCGCGGCUCGGUCUGGACGUUUCCUUGCAGAGGGUGGACCGAAACAUCAGCAGAGUAUUCACCGACCUUUUCAAUACAAUGCGAACUGAGGAGCUCAACCGUUACCGGGACACCUUACGGCGGGCUGUGUUGCUCAUGAGUCCUCGAGGUGCACAGGUCUUCAUCCAUCAGGCUGUGGAAACCAACCUGGCAUCCAAAGACAGUCACUGGGUCUACGCCAAUGAGGAGGUCAGCGAUCCAGACAUGAUGGAGCUGGUUUACAGCUCUCUGGGACGGAUGACCAUCAUUCGUCAGAUUUUCCCGUUGUGGAGAGACACCAACGUUCGCUGUGUGAGGAACAACCACCGUAUCUCCUCCUUGCUUUGCGACCCACAGGAAGGCUACCUGCAGUCCCUGGAGGUGUCCAAUCUCUACUUGUAUGACAGCGUUUUGAUGCUGGCCAACGCCUUCUAUAGGAAACUGGAAGACAGGAAGUGGCACAGCAUGGCCAGCCUGAACUGCAUGAGGAAAUCCACCAAGCCUUGGAAUGGAGGAUGGUCCAUGUUGGACACUAUUCAAAAAGGACGGAUCAGUGGCCUGACAGGAUUAAUGGACUUCCGCGCUGAAGGUUCCAAUUCUCACGUACAGUUUGAGAUAAUGGGGACCAUCUACAGUGAGACGUUUGGAAAAGAUGUAAAAAGGCUGGCAUCUUGGGACUCCACUCGUGGUUUGAAUGGUAGCCUGAAGGAGAAUCGGAUAGAGAGCAGUAUGCAGGGAGUGACACUGAAGAUUGUCACAUUACUGGAAGAACCUUUUGUGAUGGUGGCAGAAAACAUUCUGGGUCAACCCAAAAGAUAUAAGGGUUUCUCAUUGGACGUCCUGGAUGCCCUCACAAAGAUUCUGGGCUUCAAGUAUGACAUUUAUCAAGUCAGCGAUGGGAAGUAUGGCUCAGCACUCCCAAACGGAUCCUGGAAUGGUAUGAUCGGUGAACUUAUUGCCAAGCGAGCUGAUUUGGCCAUCUCAGCUAUUACCAUCACACCGGAGCGCGAGAGCGUGGUGGACUUCAGCAAGCGCUACCUGGACUACUCUGUGGGAAUCUUGAUGCGCAAAUCGGAGGAAAAGAUCAACAUUUUCUCUCUGCUGGCACCUUUCGACCUGGCCGUUUGGGCAUGCAUUGCUGCGGCCAUCCCUGUGGUGGGCAUCAUGAUCUUCCUCCUGAGGCGCAUCCAGGCGGUGCGCUGCCACAGCAACACAGGAGGUCCUCCGCAGCCCUCAGCCUCCACUUCUCUUCAGAACGCUAUCUGGAUCGUGUAUGGUGCUUUUGUGCAACAAGGCAGUGACUCCACCCUUGGAUCGGUAGCUCUGCGUAUCGUCAUGGGCAGCUGGUGGCUCUUCACCCUCAUCGUGUGUUCGUCCUACACGGCUAACCUGGCCGCCUACCUCACCGUGUCACGAAUGGACAAUGCAGUUCGGUCAUUUCAGGACCUUUCCAAACAGGCAGACGUGGCGUAUGGGACAGUGAGGGAUUCAGCUGUAUACGAGUAUUUCCACACCAAAGGCACUAACCCUCUGGAGCAGGACAGCACCUUCGCUGAACUCUGGAAGGUCAUCAACAAAAACAAUGGUUUUGAGAACUCUGUGUCCAGCCCAUCAGAGGGCAUCAGAAAAGCAAAGCGAGAGUCAUAUGCCUUUCUGUGGGACAUGGCCGUGGUGGAGUACGCUGCUCUGACAGAUGAUGAAUGCACGCUGACUAUCGCAGGAAACGGCAUGAACACCAGAGGCUACGGCAUAGCCCUGCAGCACGGCAGCCCGUACAGAGACCUUUUCUCCCAGAAGAUUUUGGAGCUUCAGGAAAAAGGUGAUCUUGACAUCCUAAAGCAAAAAUGGUGGCCGAAGAAAGGCCGCUGUGACCUGCAGAGCCACACAGAUGCUCAGCCAGAGGGACGGGCACUGCGCCUGCACAGUUUUGCUGGGGUGUUCUGCAUCCUCGCUGCUGGGCUGCUGCUGGCCCUCCUAGUAGCCGCGCUGGAGACGUGGUGGAACAGCAACCACUGCCGAAGAGAGCAGCCCAAAGAGGACAAGGAAGUGAAUCUGGAACAGGUCCACCAGCGUUUGAACAGCCUCAUGGACGAGGACUUGGCUCACAAGCAGCUGCCAGGACAGUCUAUCGAGAUCUCUGCCCUGGACAUUGGCAGGAUGCAGCCCAGCCAGUCCCUGGAGGCUCUGUCUGUUCGGGACUACCCAACACACCGGGGUCCACCACCACUCUCUGUGACCACCUUCCUCCAGGAAAGUCACGGGAUAGGAAGGACACUAGGUUCAGCCACUGGCAGGACCUUGCCCCUGCCCCUCAGCAGUGCCACCAUGCCCUCUAUCCGGUGCAAACACAGGGCACCCAACGGGGGGCUCUUCAGGCAGAGCCCAGUCAAGACACCGAUGCCAAUGUCCUACCAACCAGUGCCAGGAGGACCCAUCCCAGAAGCCAAUGAGCCCAGCCAUGGGACAUCCAUCUGAACACGCCAAACAUUCACAGACACUCAAGCUCAAACUACGGAGUGGAGGGCGAAACUGAGUGCCAACAAUAUAAGGAUAUAUAAAUAAAACACUGAAAAAAUUUUGUAUUACUCGUGAUGAAAGGUCAGUGAGAUAACAAGACACUGACUCUUUAAUGUACAUAUUUGUAAUUACAAAAAGAGAGGCAACAUUAAAAAGUGUAUUUUGAAUAUUCUCAAAAGUUGAGUUUAAAAAAUAGAAAAGUAAUUAAAAAAAAUGAUGAUUGUUCAAAUGGCUUUGUAAAUUUUGUUCUAAAUGAAUAAAGGUGACAAUUCUUUGUGGUUGUUUUCUAAGUGCCAAGUUCAAAGAUGUUCUUUCUUUCAGAUUCUUUCAGCUCAGCAUUAACUGAAUGUACUGUGAGAAUUCAUAGAGAGAUAUUUCACACAUCAAAACACAU